Molecule: messenger RNA, 6048 nt
Organism: Rhineura floridana
Lineage: Eukaryota; Metazoa; Chordata; Lepidosauria; Squamata; Rhineuridae
Product: transferrin receptor protein 1-like
Exons: 7
Coding region: 1308-2336 (342 amino acids)
Biological process (GO): intracellular iron ion homeostasis; iron ion transport
Cellular component (GO): external side of plasma membrane
Source: RefSeq, a predicted model, not a curated record
AUAACUUCCAUAUAGGCUGUGCUCGGCUUCAUGGUAAGGUCACUACAUUGUGUGUAUUGAGCCUGUCCCAGGGGCCAUCUCUUAAGGAUAGAUAGGCUAUAUAUUUGCUAGAUAACCCACCCCCCAAAGAAAUAGUACUUCUGAUUCUCUAGGAGUGACUGGUACUACUUGCUAGGAAUGUGCCUACUGCCUGGGGGAGGGCUUGUUUUUUUAAAUAGCUGGAUAUGUUGAUAGUAUCCCUAAAGGUUUCUUGAUAUCUUUGGGGGUGGGCAGUCCAUACAAAGGAAGCCCAUGUGACAGCACAUUUCAUUCUUCAUGGGAGCAGAAAGAUACUGCCUUGAAAUCCUGGCUUCAGAAUGAGAACUUUUCUGCACUGAAGUUAUUUCAAGAGAUACUCAGUAGAUACAGAAGGUGGUCUCCCCAAGGCAUGUGCUUUGUGACUGCUGCAUUAUCCAUAUAGCAGUUUUGUUUCCUUUUUAAGGUUUCUAUCCAAAUACCAGCACUUAAUAAAUCAAAAUGUACCACAAUGAACAAUCUUGGCCUGCCAAGGGGUCCAGGUUGGCCUGUGAGGCCAUUUCCCCAAACCAUACCCAUCAGCUGGCAUCGCUGGAUGACUGAUGGGCAGGGUUCAAUCCUGAUGUACAGGUUGUCUCUGCUGUUCAGCUUCCUAGGAUGUUCACAAGUUCUAGAGUUGUGAGAGCGGGAGAAAACCUUUAACCAUUUUCUUCAUGUCAUGCAUAAUUGUAUAUACUUCUAUCAUGUCACCUCUCUUUGCCUUUUCUUUAAACUAAAAAGCCCCAAAUGUUGCAACCUUUCCUCAUAGGGAGGAGGAUGUGCUAUCCCAGAUGUACUUCUUGAUAAAUGUAUUUCUAUGCUGCCAUAUCAAAAAAUAGGGAGGUUUACAGUGUUAAAACAAAAUGUCAUUUAAAAAUAACACAAUCAUUAAGGUUAAUCAAAAUGAAAAUUAAACAGCUGCAAAGGCGUCUCAGCAUAAAAAGGUCUUCAAGAGCCGCCUGAAAGUCAAAAGCAAGGAUGCCUGCCAAAUCUCCACUGGAAGAGUUGCACUGCAUGGGACUGGCAACACCAAAUGUCCAACUUCUAGUUGAAGCUAGUUGGGCCUCUGUAAUAUGGGGGACAACUAACAGGGUUCCUCUGGUGAUCUCAGUGAUCAAGCUGGGCUCUAAGGGCUCAGGUAUAAAGUCAGAGCACCCUAGCGAGGGAGCCCCAGCUGACAAAGCGUCAAGGCGAGUUAAGCAGCAGAGCGAAAAGAGGGAUUCCUGAUUGGCUACCUGAGUUUCCGUGGACGGAUGCAGGCAACAAAAUGUGAAGAUGGCAUUGAACCAUGUAGCGGCUACCAAUGUACAACUGAGUCCAUAAAAGAUGAAUCUGUGGAGUGGACACCAGAACCUGUGCUAUACUGGGGUGACCUUAAAAGCAAGCUGUCAGACAGGCUGAAGAGUGCAAGCUUCAUAGAUAAAAUGAGGAAGGUUUCUUCUACCACCCAUGAUGCUGGCAGUACAGGAGAUGAGAUCCUUGCCGAUGACAUUCAUGAGCAAUUUAACAAAUUCAAGCUGGACAAAGUCUGGAAUGAUGAGCACUACGUUAGGCUGCAGGCCGCAGGAGGAACUCCAAAUGCAGUUUCCCUGGAAGAUCCAAGUGAAGCUCUGGAGAAGCCUGAUACUUACGUAGCGUACAGUGAAUGUGCAGAGGUUUCUGGUGGGAAACAGUAUCCUUACCUUGACACAAGUGUGGACGAUCUGGAGAACCUGCUCAGGACCUUCAGAUCCUCCCCUGCUCAGCUGGAGAACAUGAUCCGUGCAGCAGCUGAAAUCGCUGGUCGGAUGGCUCUGAGGAUGACGCAUGACCAUGAACUGUACCUGGACUACCAGAGCUACAAUAACAAGCUGCGUGACUUCAUAGGGAAGCUGACUCCAUACCGGAAAGAGAUGAUGAAACUGGGCUUGGGCCAACAGUGGCUGUUUGUGGCCCGUGGAGAUUUCAGUCGUGCUAUAACUGCCCUGACACAAGAUAUAAAAAACACUGACCUUACCGACAGGGCUGCUUGCCAUGCCUUGAAUGACCGGAUGAUGGAAGUGGAAUACAACUUUCUCUCCCCAUACGUCUCUCCAAAAGACACUCCUCUCCGACACAUCUUCUUUGGUUCUGGCUCCCACACUCUCAGCGCUUUGCUGGACCAUCUGAGCCUCCUGAGGACGAACAAGAGCUCCUUCAGCGAAGAUCUCUUUAGGAACCAGCUUGCUCUGGCAACUUGGACCAUCCAGAGUGCUGCUAAUGCCCUCUCUGGUGAAGUCUGGAACAUAAACAAUGAGUUCUGAGAAUGUAGAGUUUGUUGUUACUAUAUGCCUUCAAGUCAAUUACGACUUAUAAUAAUAAUAUAAUAACAAAUUUUAUUUGUUAGUCGCCCAUCUGUCCAAGUUAACAGACACUCUGGGCGACGUACAACAAUGUAAAAUACAAGCCAUAAUAAAAACAUAUAAAAUCAACAAUCACAGUAUUAAGAUCACAUUGUCUAAGACCAUCCCUUCAAUAAUAAAAUAUAAAAACCUAACCCACCCCAGAAAUCCCAUAGGCCUGCCUGAAUAGCCAGGUCUUUAAGGCUCGGCGAAAAACCAUCAGGGAGGAGGCAUGUCGGAGGUCAAAUGGAAGUAAAUUCCAGAGGGUGGGGGCCACAAUCGAAAAAGCUCUCUCUCUGGUCCGCACCAACCUAGCUGUUUUCAUCGGUGGGACCGAGAGAAGGUCUUGUGAAGCAGAUCUUGUUUGGCGGCAUAUUUGGUGAUACUGGAGGCGCUCCUUCAGAUAGACUGGGCCGAGACCGUAUAGGGUUUUAAAGGUAAGUACCAACACCUUGAAUUGGGCCCGGUACACAACUGGCAACCAGUGUAAUUCCAUCAACACUGGGGUGACAUGGUACCGGCGACGGCGCUGCUUUAUCAAGCGAGCUGCCGCAUUCUGUACCAGUUGCAAUUUCCGGACCGUCUUCAAGGGUAACCCCACGUAGAGCUCAUUACAAUAGUCUAAUCGAGAGGCGACCAGGGCAUGUAUCACUCGUGGGAGCAGAUGUAUAGGAAGGUAGGGUCGGAGCCUCUGUACCAGAUGAAGUUGGUACCAAGCUGCCCGGCUCACUGCCGAAACCUGAGCCUCCAUAGACAGCUGGGAGUCCAAUAUGACCCCUAGGCUGCAGACUUGGUCCUUUAGGGGUAAUCUCACCCCAUUAAGUACCAAGUCUAAAUUUCCCAACCUUCUCUUAUCCCCCACUAGUAACACCUCAGUCUUGUCGGGAUUCAGCUUCAGCCUGUUCUCUCCCAUCCAUCCACUUACGGACUCCAGGCAAUUGGACAAGGUAUCCACAGCCAACUCUGGUGAAGAUUUAAAUGAGAGGUAGAGCUGCGUGUCAUCCGCAUAUUGGUGACACUGCAGCCCAAAACUCCUGAUGAUGGCUCCCAGCGGUUUCAUAUAAAUAUUGAAUAGCAUGGGGGAGAGGAUAGAACCCUGUGGCACACCACAGUUGAGUGGCCAAGGGUCUGAAACCUCAUCCCCCAAUGCUACCUGUUGGUAUCUGCCGGAGAGAUAGGAGCGGAACCACUGUAAAACAGUGCCUCCUAUUCCCAAUCCCUCCAUGGCGACCCUAUGAAUCAGUGACCUCCAAGAGCAUCUGUCGUGAACCACCCUGUUCAGAUCUUGUAAGUUCAGGUCUCUGGCUUCCUUCAUGGAAUCAAUCCAUCUCUUGUUUGACCUUCCUCUUUUUCUACUCCCUUCUGUUUUCCCCAGCAUUAUUCUCUUCUCUAGUGAAUCAUGUCUUCUAAUGAUGUGUCCAAAGCACUAAACUUAAUUCUGAGGUACAGCAAGAAGGAACCCCUUUCUUUUCUAUCAGUAGCACUGAACAAAGUCCCCUUAGGCUGUCAGAGGAUUUUCAGAUGCCCAGGGCCAAACUUAGAGCACUUCAAAGCAAGCUAAGAGGUCCUAACAUGGCCAUAGAUUUAUGUAGAUUCUCCUUUUAAAUGGUGCUGUCCUUUCCUAACCCAAAAUUCAAGAGGCCUUAUCUUAGUUCUGAGCAAAGCAUUUCCUUCAAAUACAUCAGCACAUUGUUGAGCCCCAGAUCCCCCAGGUGGACCAGGGAGAGGUGUCAGAGGAGGAUGAGGCUUUCGAGGACACUGAGGGAGGGGGAGAUGCUGACAACUCGCAAGUUCCCACAGUCAGCCCUCCCACUGACACGGCGCCCGCUCUGAUUGCAAGCACUCCAACAGAGCCAUUGGGAAGCAAUCUCUCUUGUGUGCCAACUCCACCCCCCCAGGGUUCCCCGCCUGGCACUUCAAACGCUUCCCCGCCAAUCUGCUCCCCGCCCCCUGUCAGGAUCCCACCCUGUGGUCACCGCCUUGUCAUGGUCCCACCUCAGGGUCCUGGUCUCAAAACAGUUCUCUCACCAGCUCUAGCAAAGAUCUCUCAAGAUCCCACUGCUAGGCAGCACCACCAGACACUCCCUGUAAACAAUAUUGCCUUGAGACUGUGCCUUAGUCUCCUUCUGGCUUAUUGAUAUGUUGUGUCUGGGUGUACUUGCAGGCCACAACCCCCCUGUAUCUUUGUGCCUAUAAAGAAUACAGCCCUGGGUUGCUCUGGAUACCUGAUGUUACACUAUCUCUUCACCGCUGCCACCAUUGAUACUGUCUCCCAACCUUGGUAUAUGCCCUGUCUACCCUUCUGGUCUGUGUACUGUAAAGCCAGCCAAGGAUCAGGCGUUCUGGUAAACCAAGAAAUAUUUAUUUAUAUACACAGGGAAUAACAAGAUUACUUAAAGGUAUAGUCAACAAGCAUGCGGUUUCAUAAGAUACGUUACUCUUUGUUUCUUAGUCAUCAGUAACCUGCCUCACUACCCGCCUAAUCCAAUCUACCCAACAAAAGCCUCCCAAAACCAACCAACUGCCCAAAACCCUCAGAACCUACCAAACUGCAACUGUCAUCCUCUCAUUUAUACCUUCAGACACUCAAGCGCUCAGCCAAUCAUAAUACAACACUCAUCAACAUUCCAACCCAUGUACUCCCCCCUCUCACUCAGUCUACUUACCACAUAUACUGUAAUAAACCCACACUUAUCAUAUUUACAGUAUUAUAUAUAUACAGGGACACCAUACACACCCCCGAGGUCGAGCUGGCACCUAGCGAGCCUUUGCUGUCAGAUGAGCAGCCGGAGGCUCGCCUCCUCUCGCCCCGUGCGAGACGACGCGAGAAGCGGGAUGGUCAGAAAGUGAUUCUUUGCAGGAGUCAGAGAUUAUGGGCAAAGACCUUCCCUAUCUAAGGCGGCGCCCCCCUGCUUGGGUUGCUGAGUUAACUUACUCCACAAGCUGCAGAGAAUGCCUAGGUAGCUUAGUUAGGGCCAGUAGCGAGUUAGAAUAGUCAGGUCUAUGAAGCGCACUGCUUUUGAUGUAACCGUUACUCAAAUAAAACAAGAAUUAAUUUCAGUUUCACCUCCGUCUCGUGUCUCGCACUCUGGGCAGGAUACACACAGAGCAGGGACCAUUGUGAACUCCUAAGAACAUGAAAGCCCCUUAGGUUGUUAUGAAUUAAAUCCCUCCUAAACUCUAAAAGCAAAAAUAUACUAGGUGCUGCAACAUGAUUUUGAAGGCAGAAAGUGGGCCUAAAACCCACACAUGUUUCAUCUUAAUUGUUGGCAGGCUGCAAGAGCCUAGGACUAAGACACUCCACUCCAGUAUUUGGUGUACUUCAGAAUACCGGCUGCUGGAAACUGCAGGAGGGGAGAGUGCUGUAGCACUCAAAUCCAGCUUGUGGGCUUCCCAUGGGCAAAUGGUGGCCACUGUGAGAACAGGAUGCUGGACUAGAUGGGCCACUGGCCUGAUGCAGCAGGCUGUUCUUAUUUUAUAUGUUCAGUAUUACCUUUAUCGGGUGUUCCCAAACUGUGGCCAAGAGCUUCAGUCUGGUGGUCUGCAUUGUGCCUGUGGAUUUGUGGGUGAAGACAGGAGAUGCCGCAUCUAUUGUGUUGAAUAUUCAUAUUGAUGUUUAAUUGUACUUUAAUGG